Pedinophyceae sp. YPF-701 is the source of this 867-nucleotide messenger RNA. NCBI's taxonomy places the organism in Eukaryota, Viridiplantae, Chlorophyta, Pedinophyceae. The record is from the annotation of a GenBank genome assembly.
AUGCAAAGAUGUUGUGCGCGGCCCGGGGAGGCGUUUAAGGCGGUCGACGUUCGCUCACGCCCGCGCUUCAGUUGUCGGUGCUCUGCCGCUCGCACAGGGCGGCCGAUCUUUGGUGGGCGCCGGUUGGCGCUGAGCGGACUGAUUGGCACGCUGCUGUACCCGCAGCUCGCGGCUGCAGACGAGGCAGAAAUGGAUGAACCCACGACUGAGGAGCAACCGCCUGCCGAGGAGCAGCCGCGUCGCCGCAAGAAGAAGGUCGUGAAGAAGAAGAAAGAAGACAUAUCCACGAAGAUGCCGCCCAAGGACGGAGAAGAGCCAGAGACGAAUCUGACCGUGUUGUCGAAGUCUGAUGUGGCGCGGUUGAACUCCACGCAGCGGCAGAUAUAUGAAUUCAACACGCGCAUCCAGCGGCAAAACAACGCGCCGGAGGACUUCCCGCACUUCGUGCGAGAGGGCUUCGAUAUGAUCAUGCUUCUCGAUGGUUACGAGGUCGACUCCGAUGGCCUCAUCUAUAAAGACUACAAGGUGGGCGACGGUGUGCAGCCCGUCGACGGGCAGCAGGUGACGUUCGACUACGUGGCGUACAAUGAGGCCGGCGGGCUCAUCGACUCGACGUAUCGCAAGGGCCAGGUCGCCAGCUCACGUCUCGGCCAGGGUGGCAUGAUUCCGGGCUUCGAGCUCGGAGUGAAGGGCAUGAAGGCAGGCGGACUGCGAAGAAUCAUCGUGCCUCCGAAGCUCGGCCCGCCCGUCGGCCCGCAGACGUUUUUCUCCGCGAAGCAGUUCGAGGUGUUCGACGUCGAGCUCAGAACGGUCAAGGACUGCAGGCGGGAAACGUCUGGCAUGCUGUCGAAACUCAUCUGCGAGUAG